AUGUUCAAAAAUGUAUCAAAAACAGUGCGUUUACGAAAAAGAAUUCCGCCAGUGAGAGAAAUUACACUUGACAGUUCGCAGGGGGAUGAAAAUGAAUUGAAGAAGGUUUUGGAAAGAGAAACAAAACGAGUUUCUCAGAAGUUUCAAGCAUGGAGUUCUUCAAAAAUUCUUGGCCACGAUCGUUACCACAACAUUCGAACUGGCCUCCGAAUCGCUUCCCCAUCAUUUUCGAAUCCAAUUAUUUACUCAAAAAACGAAAAAGCACUGGAAGUGCUGAGCAAGAAAAUUCGUCUCUCUGGAAAGCCGGUCUACAAUUUCGACUCGCAUUUGGAAAUCGAGCGGAAUGAGCCGAAUUUGUCGGAAGAAAUGGAAAGCAUCUUUUCCUCAACAACGCUCCGUUUCGAAGGAAGAAACAUGCUAAACGCGAAAGAAAGAUUCGAAACGAUCAGAAAAGAACACAUCGAAGCACUAGAAAAGAUUUGCGGCUUUGAAAUUGAAGGAUAUCCGAGUGCGUCCCUCCUCGAAACAGUGUUGAUGGAUCAGAAGUACACGGUGAACUCUGUGGAAGAUUAUACUCGUGCAAUUGCGCAAAUGUCCUAUUCUUAUCGCGGCAACUUGAAGUUAGAAAUUCAAACGAAGUGGAUGGCUUGGGUGACGAAAGUCGUCAAAGAGUUCUUGGCAAAAAGCGUCAAUCAUGCCGAUAUUGAUACCAAAUACGAUCACAGCUGUAUGGUCAUAUUUAAUUUGCUAGAAGAUGAUACGUUCUUCCCCUUCAGUGGAUUUUUUACGCCUAUUCAGCUCCGAAGCAUGUUCUCCCUGGCGGGCUACAUCCGUGAGCACAAAGGCGCGCCCAUCUUCGCCUCUGAUGGGCAGUCCUUGAUGGUUCCGACCUACCACCUGAACGUCCCGUCCGACUUUGUCGCCGACAAACGCCACGGGCCAAAUUUGAAAAUCAUCUACGACGAAGAAUUCAGCUCUGAAUCCAGCUCAAAAAGCGCACAGCCGAUGACUUCGAGGGUCAGAUCGUAUACAAACGGAGAAAUCUUUGUGUUUUACGAAAAACCGGAGUUUGCGAAAAGAGCGGUCGAAAUUUUCAAUGAAGAAAGAUGGAAGCGAUUUUUGCCGUUCAUGAAAUCGAAUAAAUUGCAGAAUCAGAGCUUUAGGAUUAGCCAGAUGAAUAUCUCUAGAGCUAUCGAAAAUACGAAUAUCCGCGCUCGAAUUCCAUCAAGUCCCGAAGAUAUUUCUCGUUGCGAUGCAAUUUGGAAGUUUUUCAAUGUGCGGAAUCCUCCUGAUCGAAAUGUGCAACGAGCAAUUUUUCAAGAAAGUCUUCCAGUGCUUGAAGAUCAUGUGAAACGAGCGGAAAAUGGCGAUCCCUACAAGUUUUUGGCUAAUUUGACGGAUGAUCUUGCGAGUGGACAGAAUUUACAUGCAGCGAUUGUUUUUGUUGCCAAGUUAUUACAGAUAAUUCACGAAUGUUUCGAUUUGUCCGUUUCUUCGCAAGCAGAAACAAACAUUGCCUUUUUGACGAUUCACGAGACGAAGGAUUUGAGAGAGUUGCUGCAGAAACACGCUGUAGUGCAAAUUUUAGAGGGAAAAGAACAGUUUUCUGGACUCAACACGGCAGUCGCCGUAACCCGGGAUGGAGUGAACCGGGCUCUUCCUGGGAACCCGGCUCUCCGAGACUACGAAGUUCAGGAUCCCCGCGGCUGUGGCGGUGCCCAUGGUCUCUGGGACAUUUACGACGCCGUGAAGAAAACGUCGAAGACGCGCUGCUCGGUCUGGAUCUUUGACAAGAACAAGCAUCUGCAAGGCUUGGACAAAGCAAAAAAGGAGGAAAUUAUUACGUCGUUGAAGCAUGGAGUGCUUUCGCUUUGCCGUCUCCAGCAUCCGCGAAUUCUUUCGGUAGAGCGAAGACUCGAAGAAAGUGCGUAUUCUCUUGUUUUCGCCACGGAGCGAGUUCAAGGAUCUCUGGCGGAUUUGUUGAAGAAUAAAGAAGUUGAAACAGAUUCGAGCUCUGGAUUAUUUGAUGUAGAAAUGCGCUACGGUUUACUACAGAUAAUCGAAGCGAUCGGUUUCAUCCACGAAUCAGCAAAAAUCUUUCACUGCAAUUUGACCACAAACGCGGUGGCGGUCACAGAAAUGGGCGGCUGGAAAUUGAGCGGCCUCGAGUUCUCAAAAUCUUUCGAAGACGACAAUUUCAAAUUCGAGGAAAACAAUCCUACGAUUUCGCUCGUUGAACCGAGCAUUCUAGCGCCGGAGCUUUUCGAGACGAAGAUUUUGACGAAGUCGAGCGAUUGUUUUAGUCUUGGAGUGAUGCUGUAUGAAUGUUAUACAGGGCAGAGGAUAAUUGAUUGUUCACCAUAUGAUGCAAAAAGGACCGUGACCAACAACAAGGGAAAGUACAACUCCCCCUCUCUCCUUCACCGCCUCCCAGCAGAAGUUCGGGAUCACUGUAAAAUGCUGAUGAGUCUUUCAAUCGACCUCCGCCCCACACCGGAUCAGCUCAGGGGCAUUUCGUUCUUUCAAUCAGCGGGGGCACUCACCUUGCAAUACUUGGACACUCUUCUACAGCGCCCAGUCGAGGAGAAGAUUCAAUUCUUUUCUGACCUGCCAAAUGUUCUUGGAGAAUUACCGAGUCGUGUAAGGACGGGGUUAGUUUUGAGUUCCAUGCAGCCAGAAUUCGCGAAUCCAAAAGUUUUACCAACAAUCCUCCCUUCCGUCUUCAAGAUUAUCGAAUUAUCUUCUGGAGAUGACUUUGUUGAGAAGAUCCUUCCAGUAAUAUCAGACCUCUUCUCGACCAACAGUCCCAAAGCAUGCUCGAUUAUGAUCGAAAAUCUUCCUUUGAUGCUCCAGAAAAUGACUGAAGCAAAGAAACCAGAACAUGUGCGGAAUUAUCUUCUUCCUUUGCUAGGAAAAGCUCUUGGUCAGGAAAAACAGAGCCACUUACAGGCUAAAAGUCUCGAAGUCAUUCCAAAAAUGGCGGAGCAUCUGGACGAAGCAACCAUCAAAUCAUCUCUUGUUCCGAAAAUUAAAGCUGCUGCGCUCUCCGAAAGCUGCACAUCCUCCGUCAAGGUCUCGAUCCUCGUUUCUCUUGGAAAUUUGGUUCCAAGACUGGACAGGUGGUUCAUUAUGGACUCAGUGCUCGACUGGGUGCCAAAAAUGAUCGAAAGAACUCCGGGGGUUCUUGUCGCGACGCUUGGUGUCUACCAGACAGUCCUGACGAAUGAGAAGCUCGGCUUGACGAAAGAAUUCAUCGCUAAUAAUGCAUUGCCGACGUUACUACCUUUGUCUAUGGACUCCCAGCUAACUCUGGAUCAAUUUCAACGAUUCAUGAGGGUCAUCAGAUUAAUGCUCGACAAAAUCGAGCAAGAACAGACGAAUAAGCUCAAGAGUAUGAACUCUGGCAAGAAAGAUGGUGAUGUUUCUUUGAGCGCAAUCCGCGGGGCACAAAGUUCUGGAGACAGUAUGAAUUCAAACGCUCUUUUCGGCCUUGAAACGAGUUCAACAGCGGCGCCAAUGGUGGCAAGUAGUUCUGGCGGAUUAAGUAUGGAGCAGAAAAUGGCAGAAGCAAAACGAAGAGAGAUGGAGAAACAGUUCAAGUCUCAACCCCAGCUUGUCCAGUCCAAUAAUUCAAGCCAAAGCAAGCCAACGACUCAAAGUCAAAAACCAAAAGACCUGACAUCGACCCUUAUGAACAAGAACAUGAUGAAUAUGACGAGGUCGCAGAUGAGUGGCAAUAGCAAUAGUAUGAUGGGAGGGAUGAAUUCUGGAAUAGGGACUGCUGCAAAUCAAUCAGGUGGAGUCGGUCUGUUCAAUCAAAAAGCUCUUCCUCCAACAACUGGAAUGUCUAACAUGUCGAUGUCUUCUCCAAUGUCUACGGGAAUGUCGCCUAUGAUGUCAACACCAAUGUCGAUGCCAAUUUCUACGAUGCCAAUGUCAACAAUGUCAAACUCCAUGACAUUGUCACUAGGAGGCAUGUCGAACAAUUCUUCAACCUUAUCAAACUCAAAUUCUUUCGGGUCACUAACAGCCCCCCAGCCUCAAAGUAAUCCAAACCAGCCCAGCUGGUUCAAUCCGAUGACCGCUCAAGGAAUGGGAAACAUUCAAUCAACCCCUGCUGUCCAAAAUAACGGAAUGAAUGGUGGCUUCUUGAUGCCUACAGUAAAUCACAAUGCAACAAGUCAAUCAUCUCAAGCUAAAAAGCUUAGUUCAGCGGACAUUGCCAACUUACUUGGUUAA
Oikopleura dioica is the source of this 4239-nucleotide messenger RNA. The record is from the annotation of a GenBank genome assembly. NCBI's taxonomy places the organism in Eukaryota, Metazoa, Chordata, Appendicularia, Copelata, Oikopleuridae.